Molecule: messenger RNA, 4325 nt
Organism: Musa acuminata AAA Group (dessert banana)
Lineage: Eukaryota; Viridiplantae; Streptophyta; Magnoliopsida; Zingiberales; Musaceae
Product: phytosulfokine receptor 1-like
Exons: 1
Coding region: 416-3571 (1051 amino acids)
Biological process (GO): protein phosphorylation
Cellular component (GO): membrane
Molecular function (GO): protein kinase activity; protein binding; ATP binding
Source: RefSeq, a predicted model, not a curated record
GACAUAUGAUAUUAAAGGAAGACCAAAAUGAGGCGAUGCAGGGGUUGAAAGUGAAGGAUGGGGAAGUCAAAGCCAAACUGAGUUCUCUCUCUCCUGCUCUUCUCUUUUCUCUUCUCUAGCCAUUUAUACCCGCAAAUCGAGAUGAACUAAGAUGGAUGUGUAGCUUGGUGGAUGUGAAUCGGUUGCUUCGAGUCCUGCCAUUGCUUCUCAAGCAUGAAGGUGCCUCCUUUCUUGGUUAACUGAGGACAAAACCUAUUGAUGCUUCUGUUGCCCCUGCAAUAGGAUUCUUGGCUUUUCUGGAUUGCACUGCUCUUGGGACAACCGAAAGUUUUCACUUUCUGUAGCUGUACCUUCCAAGGAAGAGCCGCUUAUAACACUGUCGACAACUCGAGUCCGGCUCUAGUCAUCAUAUGUUAUGGGGAAGAUAGGGGAUGUUUCUGUCAAUAUUUUGAUGAAAAGAUUAAGCUUUGCGUGCUUGCUCCUCUUUAUCCGACCUCUUCGCUCCAAUUCCCAGAACCAGAGCUGCAUCUCUGGUGAUCUAAAUGCCCUGCAAGGCUUCUUGAGAGGACUGGAUUCAGGCAUACCAGGUUGGAGCAUGAAUGCCUCUGCUUCCGGUUGCUGCAGCUGGGAUGGCGUUUCCUGCGACGACUCGGUAGGCUCAGGACGAAGGGUGAUCGGGCUGGAUCUCCAAAAUAAGAGCUUGAAGGGAUCCUUAGCUGAUUCUUUGGCAGAUUUGGAAUACCUAUCAUGGCUUAACCUUUCUUCUAAUUCUCUUCAAGGCACAGUUCCAUCAGGGUUAUUUCGUCUUCGCCAAUUGAAGCGCCUCGAUCUCAGCAUGAAUAGACUCUCCGGACCAAUUCCGAUGGAUUCGUACCUUCCGUCACUUGAGGUUCUCAAUGUUUCUCAUAAUGCUUUCACAGGCAGCCAUCCGAUUCUUGCCGGGUCGACGAAGUUGGUGGUGUUUGAUAUCAGCUCAAAUAAGUUUUCUGGUGGCGUCGACACAUCCGUAUGUAAUUUUUCAUCUGGAAUUCAAGUCCUUCGGUUAUUGGCGAACUCCUUCUCUGGUGACCUUCCUGUUGGAUUCGGUAGCUGUGCUUCCCUCGAAGAGCUCUAUGUUGAUUCCAAUGAUAUCUCCGGGAAUCUGCCGAAUGAUUUGUUCGAGCUGUCAUCUCUGAGGAGACUAUACCUACAGGAGAAUCAGCUGUCUGGCUGGCUGAGCUCAAGAAUAGGUAAUCUCUCUAACCUUGAGCAACUGGAUCUUUCAUUUAAUUCUUUCUCAGGCGACAUUCCAAAUAGCUUCAGCAGCUUAAGAAAUCUCAAGUAUUUGUCCCUUCAAUCCAAUAGUUUCAGUGGCCAUAUGCCUUACUCCUUGUCAAACUUACCGCCACUUAGAGUGCUCAACCUGAAGAACAAUUCGCUUAGUGGUGGAAUCACUUUGAAUUGCACGGUGAUGAAUCAUCUUAGCUCGCUUGAUCUUAGCUCAAAUGAUUUCAGUGGCCCCAUUCCUUAUAAUCUUUCUCAGUGUGUGGAAUUAAAGACCUUGAAUCUUGCUCGGAACAACCUGAGUGGUGAAGUUCCGAUCAGCUUCAAGAAACUGGCUUCAUUAACUUACCUCUCACUUUCCAGUAAUAGCUUAUCCAACAUAUCGUCCGCAUUGAUAAUCCUACAGGAUGUCCAAAGCCUCACCGGUUUGGCACUCACAAGGAACUUCCUUGGUAGCGAGAGAAUUCCAAUGGAUGGAAUUCAGGGAUUUCAAAACAUACAGCUUCUCGCUAUUGCAAGCUGUGGCCUUUUCGGAUCCAUUCCACCAUGGUUGUCAAAUUUUACCAAAUUAAAUGUACUGGAUUUGUCAUGGAAUCAUUUGGAAGGGACCAUCCCUUCAUGGAUAGGGUAUCUUGAUCAUCUUUUCUACUUGGACCUAUCGAACAAUUCGCUCAGUGGGGAGAUUCCAACAAGUUUGGCACAGAUGAAAAGCCUAAUCUCUGGCAGCACCUCACAGCUUGGACCUCGAACAGAUGACUUCCCUUUCUACGUUAAAAGGAACAUUAGUGACAAGGGACUGCAAUACAAUCAAGUCGGCAGCUUCCCGCCAUCCUUAAUUCUGUGCCAGAACAUGCUUGUUGGACCAAUCUUACCAGGGUUUGGGAGCCUUACGAGGCUUCUUGCACUGGAUCUAAGCAGAAAUAGAUUAGCAGGGCCUAUUCCAGAUGAGAUAUCAGACAUAUCUGACUUAGAGUUUUUGGAUUUGUCACACAACAAUCUUACCGGAAGCAUUCCUUCCUCGCUGUCUAAGCUCAAUUUUCUAUCGAGUUUCAGUGUAGCCUACAAUAAUCUGUCUGGGCCUAUUCCAACUGGCGCCCAGUUCUCAACCUUUUCUAGUUCUGAUUUUGAAGGGAAUCCAGGUCUCUGUGGUUUUCACUUGAAUCCAUGUAAUUCUGGAACGCCUGAAGUUCUUCAACAGACCAGUCACAGAAGGCAAAAUUAUAAAGGUGUGAUCAUAGGACUGGCAGCUGGAAUCGGACUCGGAGCAUGUUUCCUUAUGGCCUUUAUCUACUUUCUUUUGUCAAAGGCUCAUUCUAUCCGACAGGACGACGAUUCAAGGGUUGUGGCAGAUUCAGGUGGCAAUUUGGAGGAGGCAGAGUCUAGAUUGGUGUUUCAGUUUCAGAACAUGAACGACUGUGACUUAAGCAUUGGUGAUAUUUUGAGAUCCACCGACCACUUUGACCAAUCUAACAUCAUUGGUUGUGGAGGCUUUGGCCUAGUUUAUAAAGCGACUCUACCAGAUGGGAGAAAGGUGGCUAUCAAGAGGCUUUCCGGUGAAUAUUUUCAGAUGGAGAGGGAAUUCCAAGCUGAGAUAGAAACUCUUUCUCAAGCUCAACAUAAAAAUCUUGUUUUGCUUCAAGGAUACUGCAAGAUUGGCACCGACAGACUUUUAAUCUACUCGUAUAUGCAAAAUGGAAGCUUAGACUAUUGGCUCCAUGAGAAACCUGAUGGUGGAUCUAUGCUGCACUGGGAGAAAAGACUUGGGAUAGCUAAAGGAGCAGCGAGGGGAUUAGCAUACUUGCACCAAUCAUGUGACCCCCACAUACUGCACCGUGACAUUAAGUCCAGUAACAUCCUACUCGACGAGAACUUUGAAGCUCAUUUGGCCGAUUUUGGGCUCGCAAGGCUUAUUUUGCCGUAUGAUACUCACAUCACGACGGACUUAGUUGGGACAUUAGGCUAUAUUCCUCCUGAAUAUGGCCAAUCCUCGGUUGCUACUUUUAAGGGUGAUGUAUAUAGCUUUGGAGUCGUUCUACUGGAGCUACUUACCGGUAAGAGGCCAGUGGACAUGUGCAAACCGAGGGGAGGGAGAGAAUUGGUAUCAUGGGUCCUUCAUAUGAAGAAGGAGAAGAGGGCAGCAGAGGUACUUGACCCACACAUAUACGAUGAAACACUAGAGUUCCAACUGAUGGCCAUGCUCGAGAUCGCUUGUUUUUGCAUAAGUGACUCCCCGAAACUGAGACCACUGACCGAACAACUAGUCGUAUGGCUUGAUGACAUUGGCACAUAUGACCGUAUGCCAAAAUAAAGCAGGCCUCCUUGGAGCUGUGCAGUGAUUUCUUCUCUCUUUGAGAUCAGGAAUAGCUGAUUCUUUGUACACAGUGAUCGAUAGUAUAUAACUCAAUUUCACAUGGCUUUUUCUCUUCCUAGGAAAAUUCGAUCCAUACACACGAUACAGAAGGUGAGAUCAUGACAGGACACAGGACACAGAUGUAAAGCUGUGAGUUUUGGUUUUUGAUAUGAGCAUCUGAAACUAAAUCCUAGUGGCAUGUACAUCAUGUAACCUUUCAAUUUUUUCAGAGGCCGAUUAUAUAAUGUGGAAGAACAUUGGAAUAAGAUCAACCAAUUUAAGUUUCUGAUGUUUAGUUCUCCACUUCAAUCAUGAAAUGUAGACAAGUUCUUCAAAUGUCACACUCACCCUUCGAUAGUAUAUGUUCUAUGAGCUAAAAGCUGGAUGCAGGAAACCAGCUUCAGUGUCUGUUUCUUGUCACAACAAUGUUCAGUGAUCCUAGCAUCCUUACAGUCUCAUCGUCAAAUCAUUACUUCAGCAAAGGAAGCUUUGCAUUCUUUGUAUGUGACGAACACAUCCCCUGCAUCACAAAGGAAUCAUGGUUGGAUAGAUGAUUUAUUUUAUAGCAUGCAUGAUCAUCAAAUAUCAUUCUUUGCUUAACAUUUUAAAAAGUCCAACAUCUUUUUACCACAAUCGUGCGAGUAGUGAUUCCAUCUAACAAGUUUUUGAAGACCAAAUUCUUGAAAGCAAUGAACAGCACUGAGCUGGAAGC